Molecule: messenger RNA, 2152 nt
Organism: Oenanthe melanoleuca
Lineage: Eukaryota; Metazoa; Chordata; Aves; Passeriformes; Muscicapidae
Gene: MECR
Product: mitochondrial trans-2-enoyl-CoA reductase
Exons: 10
Coding region: 99-1241 (380 amino acids)
Biological process (GO): fatty acid metabolic process
Cellular component (GO): mitochondrion
Molecular function (GO): trans-2-enoyl-CoA reductase (NADPH) activity
Source: RefSeq, a predicted model, not a curated record
AACUGAGCGUCACCGGCGGCAGCGCCGGGCUCAGCCGAGGACUGCCGACAAGUGCCGAGUUCAGCCGAGCGGGGCCGAGUCCAGCCGAGCGGGGCCGAAUGCAGCGUGCGGCAGCGCGGGUGCUGCGCGGGGCGCGGGCCCCCCCAGUGCUGACCCCCCCGGUUCGGACCCCCCCGGUUCGGACCCCCCCGGUUCGGACCCCCCCGGUGCGGGCGCGAUCGGCCCCGGCGGGCACCGCUCCGCUCGGGCUGCUCUAUGAGCGGCACGGGGAGCCCGCAGCCGUCGUGCAACUGAAGGAGCUGGAAGUGCCCAAGCUGGGGGACUGCGAUGUCCACGUCAAGAUGUUGGCAGCCCCCAUCAAUCCCGCCGACAUCAACAUGAUCCAAGGGACGUACCCGCUGCUGUCGCCGCUGCCGGCCGUGGGAGGCAGCGAAGGUGUCGGGGAGGUGCUGGAGGUCGGGCGCCGAGUGGCGGCCCUGAAACCCGGGGACUGGGUCAUCCCCGCGGACGCCGGACUUGGGACGUGGCGGACACGGGCAGUUUUCCCUGAGGAGCUGCUGCUGAAGGUGCCCAGUGACAUCCCAGUGCUCUGUGCUGCCACUCUGAGCGUCAACCCCUGCACAGCGUUCCGUAUGCUGGCCGACUUCGAGAGCCUGGUGCCCGGUGACUCUGUCAUCCAGAAUGCUGCCAACAGUGGAGUGGGUCAGGCUGUCAUCCAGAUCGCCAGGGCCUCCGGCAUCAAGACCAUCAACGUGGUGAGGAACAGACCUGAUCUCCCAAAUCUGGUGGAGAGGCUGAUGGCCCUGGGUGCUGACCACGUCAUCACGGAGGAGAUGCUGAGAAAGCCAGAGAUGAAAGAUAUAUUUAAGAGCAUCCCAAGGCCCCGGCUCGCCCUGAACUGUGUUGGAGGCAAAAGCACCACGGAGAUGCUGCGGCAUCUGCAGCCCAAGGGGACCAUGGUCACCUACGGAGGGAUGGCAAAGCAGCCUGUGAUGGUGCCUGUGAGCGCCUUCAUCUUCCGGGAUGUGCGGCUCCGCGGGUUCUGGAUGACGCAGUGGAGGAAGGAGCACGCACGGGAGCAGGAGCGCGUGGCUGCCAUGCUGGACGCGCUGUGCCAGCUGCUGCGCAGGGGCCAGCUCACGGCGCCCGCCUGCACCGAGGUCCCGCUACAGCACUACAGGGCAGCCCUGGAGCGCUCCGUGACGCCCUUUGUGUCCUCCAAGCAGAUCCUCCUCCUCUGACCUGCAUCCCUCGAGCCCUGUCCUGUUCCACAUGCUUGUCCACAGACCUGAGGGGGGAAAAGACUCUCCAGAUCCAUUUAAUUUCUUUUUUCCUUUGUUUUUCACAUGUUGGGUGCCCACUGAGAGCUUUGAAAGUCUCUGCAGCUUUGUGUGGAAGUGCUGCUGGAGGGAGGCUGCAUCUCACUGUAGCUGGGGGGAGUCUGGGAGCCCAAAUUGUGGCUCGCUCAGCUCAGGGUGUGAAAAGAGCAGCAGUUCCCCCUCACAUGUGCUUUUGGGGCUGGCAGGUCUGUAGCUAUCCCUGCUGGAUAUGAGCAGGGAAGCCCAGGUCAUCUCCUGCAGCCUCCAGGCCUGCUCCAGGAAUGAGGAGGGAGGGGCACAGACUGCCCCAGAUGAUGAGGGUGCUGUGGUUGGAGUGGCCCUGGGUGCUGCUGCAGCUCUGGAGCUGCCUGGGUCACCCCUGGCUGGGUUUUGCCAAGGGUACUGCAAGGGCCAGAGCCUCUGGCCAUCAAACACUGGAGCCAGACCCUCAGUGUCCCUGAAGGCCCUCCUGCCCCAGUGUGGGACGGACCAGGACACUGCAGAGCAAUGUGAAAAGAUUUAUUAUUGACAACAACCAACAAUGUGUUCUUGCUUCCUCCUGUGCUGCACUUCUGCCUCUGAGGCCCCUAUGGUCCCUGUUGCCAGUCCAGCUGUGGCUGAGGCCGGGCAGCGUUGGCUGUGCAGCUGCAGGUGGGGCAGUGGCCAUGGCCCCAGCCUUGCCACCACAAACCAUUUUCCUUCCCCGUGCCAGCACUGGAGGCAGAGCCCCAUCCUGUGCCUCUGUGCUUCCUGAUCAAUGGAUAAAGUGGCAAAAAAAGAACUUGUAGAUCGUUACAAGCACUAUUAAACAUGACAUAAAACAGAAAAAAUAA